UCUGGGCAAAAUGACUCGGAUUCGGCAGAUCUCCACAAACACCAUCCGACCAACAAAUCAUAAUGAUCAGCUAAGUCAUAGAAUUGAGUUAACUCCAUGGGAUUUGCGCCUAAUCCAACUUGAUUAUAUCCAAAAUCAACAAGGAAAACUAUGAAUCACUCCCCAACAAGCCCCUCUUUCCCAAACCUUGAACAUCUUCUACCCGCUUGCUGGCCGCCUAGCUGUGAUUGAAAAUGAAGAUAACACCACUUGUUUUUCCAUCAACUGUAAUGGCGAUGGAGCCUUGUUUGUUCAUGCAGCUGCUGACGGGGUCAAAGUGGCUGAUGUCCUUGACUCUGUUUAUGUUCCAGAUGACAUUGUCAACAACCUCUUCUCUAUGAAGGAGGCUUGGAACUACGAAGGCAUUUCGAAACCAUUGCUUGCAGCACAAGUGACUGAGCUUGUUGAUGGCAUCUUUAUUGCUUGCAGCAUAAACCACAUGGCUGCUGACGGUACCUCCUUCUGGCAUUUCUUCAAUACUUGGUCUGAAAUAUCUCGUCUUGGCGGUUAUGAUAAAAUUUAUAAACCUCAUCCUGUUUUGGGCCGCCAAUUUCAUGAAGGGGUGAUUGAUCUCCCAAUUCACUUACCCUCCUCCUAUGUCAAUGAAAUCAAGAGCAAGCAGCUUAUAAUUGGACAUGGUUCAUCUGCAGAUUCUUUACGAAGGGUAGUGUUUCAUUUUCCCAAAGAAAAAGUUGCAUGGCUCAAAUCCAAGGCCAAUGCUGAGAUGGGCACCAUUGACAGUAACAUUAGCAUUUCAUCCCUUCAAGCACUCAUGGCUCAUCUUUGGAGAGCGAUAACGCGCGGCAGACAUCUGAACCCAGAUCAAGAGGUUGCUUAUCGCGUUGCGGUGGGACUGAGGCAAAGAUUGAACCCACCAUUGCCAAAAGAGUACCUCGGGAAUGCGCUUUUAGGCGUUAUUGUCAAGUGCACUGCAGGGGAGCUGCUAGAACAUGGGCUAGGCUGGGCGGCUUCCCAAAUAAACAAGACAAUUGCUUCCCUGACAGCUGAAGAAGCGAGGAAGUACAUGGAGGAUUGGGUAAAAGCUCCUACAUUUCUUUCAAAUGUGCUGAGGGAACCAACAAAUGUGGAAUUGAUCACAGGAAGCUCACCGCGGUUCAAUGUGUAUGGAAAUGAUUUUGGAUGGGGAAGCCCGGUUGCUGUGCGAAGCGGAAUUCCAGAGAGAAAGCUUGGGAAGCUAACAGUGUUUCCUGGUCCAGAAGAUGGAAGUAUUGAUUUUGAAGCUUGCCUUUUGACUGAGACUCUUCGAGCUAUGGCCGACGAUGCAGAAUUCAUGGAGGCUGUGCUCACAUGAA
Molecule: messenger RNA, 1352 nt
Organism: Prunus mume (Japanese apricot)
Lineage: Eukaryota; Viridiplantae; Streptophyta; Magnoliopsida; Rosales; Rosaceae
Product: putative acetyltransferase At3g50280
Source: RefSeq, a predicted model, not a curated record